This is a messenger RNA of Vigna radiata var. radiata (mung bean), 1257 nucleotides long. Its product is annotated as vesicle-associated membrane protein 711. The record is from RefSeq and is a predicted model, not a curated record. Gene Ontology annotation, cellular component: membrane. Gene Ontology annotation, biological process: vesicle-mediated transport. The transcript has 4 exons. Bases 389 to 1063 code for a protein of 224 amino acids. Lineage: Eukaryota; Viridiplantae; Streptophyta; Magnoliopsida; Fabales; Fabaceae.
UCUGCUAUACACUAUUUAGUGCAAGGAGGAGCAAAAAAUAGUAGUAUUAAUUUAAUGAAUGAGAGAAAUUAAGAUUUUGUUUAAUUUACGAUUAAUAUAUAUUGAGUUUAAUAUUGAUUGGAUAAGAAUUUGUUUUGUUUUAACAAGUAUGAUUUUGUUGUCCAUGUUUUUUGGCAAAUUUGGUGGCACCGAAAAAGCCAUGGUAGGCAUGAAAAAGGGAAGAGGCAUAGUUUCCUUUUAAAUUUCCAGAUGUCGUUUACCCCAUUUUUGGACUCUAGAUCAAAUCAAAUGGCCACUUUGUUUUCUGUUCAUUCUUGUCUUGGUGUUGGUGUAAUUGCACCUCCUAAACCAAAACCAAAACCAAAACCAAUACACAAAAAAUUAAGGAAUGGGUAUUUUGUAUGGAAUGGUGGCAAGGGGAGAGGUGGUUCUGGCUGAGUUCAGCGCCACCCAGAGUAAUGCCAGUGUGGUAGCCAAACAGAUACUCAGCAAGAUCAAUGUAGGUGACGACAACAACAAAGACAGCAAUGUUUCCUUUUCCCAUGAUCGCUAUGUUUUUCAUGUCAAGAGGACAGAUGGCCUCACUGUUCUUUGCAUGGCUGAUGAUGCAUUUGGAAGAAUGAUCCCUUUUGCAUUUCUUGAAGAUAUUCAUAAAAAAUUUGUCAAGACAUAUGGGCGUGCGAUUCUUUCAUCUCCUGCCUACGCCAUGAAUGAUGAGUUCUCAAGGAUCCUGAGCCAGCAGAUGGAUUAUUACUCCAAUGACCCAAAUGCUGAUAGAUUGAACCGUCUCAAAGGUGAAAUGACUCAGGUGAGAACUGUGAUGGUGGACAACAUUGAAAAAGUAUUGGAGAGAGGUGGGAGGUUGGAACUUUUGGUAGAGAAAACUUCAGCAAUGAAUAACAAUUCAAUUCGUUUCAGAAAACAUUCCCGUCGUUAUAAAAAUAACUUGUGGUGGAGCAACGUUAGGUUAACGCUUGCCCUUAUCAUAGUUUUCAUCGUUGUAUCUUACGUUAUACUCGCCUUCCUCUGCCGUGGUCCCUUGUUGACUAAUUGCUUGAGAUAAGCUCUGAAGGCAACCAAAAAGGAUGACUCUGCAAGUUGCCCUCUUCAAGAUUGUUCGUGUAAUUGCUUUUUUGAAUUUCCUUUGCAUUAAUUCUAUCAAAUCAGGCAUAUGGGUAGCAUUUUUAUGAAGGAAAGAUAUAACCUUUGGUGGAACCUAAAUCGCAAUAACAAAGUUGUUCAAAGCUUUAAGCCCUA